Danaus plexippus (monarch butterfly) is the source of this 2373-nucleotide messenger RNA. RefSeq names its product developmentally-regulated GTP-binding protein 2. The coding region runs from base 229 to 1323 and encodes 364 amino acids. Gene Ontology annotation, molecular function: GTP binding; GTPase activity. The record is from RefSeq and is a predicted model, not a curated record. Gene Ontology annotation, biological process: cytoplasmic translation. The transcript is spliced from 8 exons. Gene Ontology annotation, cellular component: cytoplasm. NCBI's taxonomy places the organism in Eukaryota, Metazoa, Arthropoda, Insecta, Lepidoptera, Nymphalidae.
CAGUUGACAUGUUGACAUCACUGAACUCCAAUUCACUAACCUAACUUGCUAUCGUUUUUUUUUAAGUUGAAUUAACAAAAGUAUUUAAUUUAUGUUAAUUACUAUUAAGUUAACCGUCAUAAAGGGAUGAUAUUUUUUAUUGUAGUUAUUACUUGAAGAUACUAUAACUGGGUUUAUUGCUAAGUGUUAUAUUUUUGCCGCAUUGAUUGUAGUUAAAUUAGGUAAACCAUGGGUAUUUUGGAGAAAAUUUCGGAAAUUGAGAAAGAAAUAGCUAGAACUCAGAAAAAUAAAGCAACGGAAUACCACUUGGGUUUAUUAAAAGCAAAACUAGCGAAAUAUAGAUCCCAAUUGCUGGAACCUUCUAAGAAAGGAGGCGAGAAAGGGGAAGGAUUUGAUGUAUUGAAGUCUGGUGAUGCUAGAGUCGCUUUAAUAGGAUUCCCUUCAGUUGGUAAGUCCACCCUGCUAUCAACUCUGACACACACUCACUCUGAGGCUGCCAGCUACGAGUUCACAACUCUCACAUGCAUCCCCGGAGUAAUUGAAUAUCGUGGAGCAAAUAUACAACUGUUGGACUUACCUGGUAUCAUUGAAGGGGCUGCUCAGGGCAAAGGAAGGGGACGGCAAGUAAUAGCAGUAGCUCGUACUGCGGAUCUGGUGCUGAUGAUGUUGGACGCCACCAAGCCGUAUGUACAUCGUGCCCUGCUUGAGAAGGAACUGGAGAGUGUCGGCAUCAGACUCAAUAAGAACAAGCCCAAUAUAUAUUUUAAGGUCAAGAAAGGCGGCGGUCUAUCUUUUAACUCAACAUGUCAACUCACCAAAGUUGAUGAGAAGAUGGUCCAAAUGAUCCUUCACGAAUAUAAAAUAUUUAAUGCCGAGGUGCUGUUCCGUGAAGACUGUUCCGCUGAUGAGCUGAUAGACGUCAUUCUUGGCAACCGUGUGUAUCUUCCGUGUCUGUACGCUUACAAUAAGAUCGAUCAGAUAUCAAUACAGGAGGUGGAUCGCAUCGCUAGACAAUCACACACGGUCGUCGUGAGUUGUAACAUGAAAUUAAAUUUGGACUUCCUGUUAGAAACACUGUGGGAAUAUCUGUCGUUGAUCCGAGUUUACACCAAGAAACCUGGUCAACCGCCAGACUUUGAUGACGGACUGAUAUUAAGAAAGGGCGUAACAAUCGAGCAUGUGUGUCACUCGAUCCAUCGUUCCCUGGCGGCACAGUUGAAGUAUGCGCUAGUGUGGGGAACCAGUACUAAGUACUCACCACAGCGGGUCGGCAUCGCCCACACAGUCCACGACCAGGACGUUGUACAGCUCAUUAAGAAAUAACACCAAUCGAUCACCACCUGCCACCGACCAGUUCUCGACCAGACCAAACUACAUCUUUAUAACUCACCACAAAUCGCCGGACCUAUUUUCCUAUUUGACAUUAAUUUGUACAUCUUCUGUUACUCCAAAUGCACUUUUGUUUGACGUCCAUAACACAACAUUGUUCUAAUAAAUAUUUCCAACAAAACUAAUAAAAUAUUCAAAGCCACGUGUUUUAAUUAUGAAUAUAGAAUUCUAAUUCGGUUGUUGUAAAAUAUAUUUUUUAAUAUACAUUUGAUUUUUAUGUAAACUCUAUGUAACAUGCACCACAGAAACAAUAUUAUCAAAAUAUAAUUACACACAUUUUUAGUUAAUAUCUACCGAGUGUGUUCUAAAUAUAUCGAAUGAUGUAAAACAAGUGAUUUAUUCAAAAUAAAAUGUUUUAUGUACUUUAGAAAUUUUUCCUUAAUGAUGUUGCUAAGUUACAAGCAUUUUAUUCACAAAAUUCGGUAUCCAGAUAUUUCUUCAUGUUUAUAUUUAAGGAAACAUUCAAUGUCUUAAUUUUUUUUAAUUUAAGUAACUGGUUGAUCAAGAGGCCGUAUAUAUGAAGUAGUUUAUGUAUGCAGUAUAACCAAUGGGAAUAUUUUGAAAUCAAAUUGCAUGUAUAUAAAUAAAUUAGUUAAGGCCUAUUAAAGGAUUGUUUUGCUCCAGUGUGAAACGAUCCUUAUAAUGUCAGGGUCCAAGAAAUGUAUAAGCAUAUACAGUACAAAGUGUGUAUUCAUUCAGGUUUACAAUAAUAUUUUUAGUUUAAAUUAUGUAUUGGGUUUUAUUAAAAGAAACAUUGGGAGCUUAUCUUUCAUUAUAGUUCAUGUACAUAUUAAAAAUAAACAAUUUAAAUAAUAACCUUCACAUUCUAUCUUCAUAUAAAAAAUGUCCCGAAACACCAAAACAAAGCAAUAUAAUGUACAUUAUUAGCUUCUGAUGACCCUUGAAUUCACAUGUAUAUUGGACUGUGUGCUACAGAAAUUGUUGCUGAAUUAAACUUGCAUAAAGUUAUUUAUAAAAUUUUUA